Molecule: messenger RNA, 4068 nt
Organism: Syngnathus typhle (broad-nosed pipefish)
Lineage: Eukaryota; Metazoa; Chordata; Actinopteri; Syngnathiformes; Syngnathidae
Product: cadherin-2-like
Exons: 16
Coding region: 97-2865 (922 amino acids)
Biological process (GO): calcium-dependent cell-cell adhesion; adherens junction organization; homophilic cell-cell adhesion
Cellular component (GO): cytoplasm; lamellipodium; neuron projection
Molecular function (GO): calcium ion binding; cadherin binding
Source: RefSeq, a predicted model, not a curated record
UUGUGGGGGUCUGGCUCGUCAGCUGAGCGCAGAGCCUCACAGUUCAGGCGAGGCGGACGGCUGGAGGGACGCAGGAUCCAGAGAAACGAGCACGACAUGCGGCCAGUCUGGAUUUGUUGGACGCUCAUGGCGGCCUCACUGCAGGUGGGCGUCCUGGGCGGGCCUCCUUCGCCGUGCGUGAGAGGCUUCUCGCAGGAGGAAUACACCGUGGAGACGACGGAGGGAGAGCUGGAGCAGGGACGGCCCGUCGCCAACGUGAGCUUCCACGAAUGCGACGACAGCAGCGGCGGACGGAAGGUGCGGCUCAAUACCGACAAUGAGUCCGAUUUUCACGUGAGCCAGGAGGGCGUGGUCUACACGGUGAAUCGUGCGGGAGAAGGCGAGAAGGUGGCGGUGAUAUACGCUCGAGACUUUCGCACCAGACAGAUCUGGAAGACGAGAGUGCGCCUUCUCGUCCAGCCCUACAUGGCGGGGAGUGGACAGGUGAAGCGCGGCGCCGCAACACUGAGUCAGCCCGAGUUGAAGACCAAGAUGCUGUUUCCAUGGCGCAGCAGCGGCAGAAGCAGCCCAGCGGUCGUCAGGGGCGACGGUGCUCUGCGGCGAGUCAAGAGGGACUGGGUCAUCCCGCCCAUCAACGUGCCCGAGAACUCGCGAGGACAGUUCCCCGAGGACCUUGUCAGAAUCCGAUCGGACCGGGACAAGAGCUGGAUGCUGCGCUACAGCGUGACGGGUCCCGGGGCCGACCAGCCGCCGACGGGCAUCUUCAUCAUCAAUCCCAUCUCGGGUCAGCUGUCCGUCACCAAGCCUCUCGACCGGGAGCACAUCCCCAACUUUCAUUUGCGCGCCCACGCCGUGGACUUGAACGGCAACCAGGUGGAGACGCCCGUGGAGAUUCACGUCAACGUCAUCGACCAGAACGACAACCGGCCUGAGUUCACACACACCGUCUUCAAUGGCUCUGUGCCAGAGGGCUCCAAGCCAGGGACCUUUGUAAUGACCGUGACGGCUGUGGACAAGGAUGAUCCCAAGACGGCCAACGGGAUGCUGCGAUACAAGAUCCUGACUCAGAGUCCCCAAAGCCCGUCCUCCAACAUGUUCACUAUUAACAACAAGACUGGUGACAUCAUCACCGUGGCAGCAGGCCUGGACCGCGAGAAAGUGUCUCAGUACACGCUGAUCAUCCAGGCCACCGACAUGGAGGGCAACCCCACCUACGGCCUUUCCAACACCGCCACCACCAUUAUCAGGAUCACCGACGUCAACGACAACGCGCCCGAAUUCACCACCGACGCGUUUUUCGGCGAGGUCCACGAGAACCUGGUGAACGUGAUCGUGACCAACCUGACAGUGACGGACAAGGACCAGCCGCACUCUUUGGCUUGGAACGCCGUCUACCGCAUCGUCAGCGGAGACCCCACCGGGCGCUUCUCCAUCCCUACCGAUCCAGCCACCAACGAAGGGCUCCUCACCGUGGUCAAGCCCAUCGACUUUGAGCUGACUCGCUCAUUCGUGCUGAACGUGGAGGCGGAAAAUGAGGCGCCGCUGGCCCGCGGCAUCCACCCGCAGCGCCAGUCCACAGCCACCGUCUCCAUCCGGAUCCUGGACCUGAACGAGAGCCCCGAGUUCAGCCCCAAUCCCAAAGCCAUCAAGCUGGAUGAGGGCAUGCCCGCCGGCUCCAUGCUUGCCACUUUUACGGCGCAGGACCCUGACCGCUUCAUGAGGCAGACCAUCCGGUACUCAAAGAUGUUCGACCCCGCCAAUUGGCUGGAGAUCGACCCGGUCAAUGGGCGCAUCUCCACCAUCGCCAUCCUGGACCGCGAAUCGCCUUACGUCAAGAACAACCUGUACAACGUCACCUUCAUGGCCGCUGAUAACGGUGUGCCCCCUGCCAGUGGUACGGGCACCCUUCAAUUGUACCUGAUGGACAUCAACGACAACGCGCCACACGUCUUCCCGCCGGAGGUGGAGAUGUGCGAGAAGCCCGAGGCCAGCGGCCGCGGCGUCAACAUCACUGCUAUCGACCCUGACCAGGGUUCCAACGCCGGGCCCUUUGCGUUUGAGCUGCCCACCCGCCCGUCAGAUGUGCGACGCAACUGGACGCUCAGCAGACUCAGUGGUGAGCACGCUCAGCUGCGUCUGCGCGCCGACCCGCUGGGACUUGGCGUCUACGUGGUGCCCAUCAGGAUCACAGACUCAGGCAACCCACCCAUGUCCAACGCGUCGUACCUGCGUGUCAAGGUGUGCCGCUGCGACCGCCACGGCGACUGCGUGGACAUGCAGCGCGUCAUGGCCGCCGGGCUGGGCAUGGGCGCUGUCAUCGGCAUCCUCAUCUGCAUCAUCGUGCUGCUCGUGUUGGUGCUGCUGUUGGGCGUGUGGAUGAAAAGGCGUGACAAAGAGCGGCAGGCCAAGCAGCUCCUCAUCGACCCCGAGGAUGACGUGCGCGACAACAUCCUCAAAUACGAUGAGGAAGGCGGCGGCGAGGAGGACCAGGACUACGACCUAAGCCAGCUGCAGCAGCCCGACUCGGUGGGGGAGGGCGAGUGCAGCGCCAAGGUCGGGAUCAGACGUCUGGAUGAGAGGCCGCUUCAUCACGACCACCGCUACCCGCUCAGGUCCGCCGCGCCGCAUCCUGGAGACAUCGGCGACUUCAUCCAUGAGGGCUUGAAGGCGGCGGACAACGACCCAACGGCGCCGCCAUACGACUCGCUGCUGGUGUUCGACUAUGAAGGCGGCGGCUCAACGGCUGGAUCGCUCAGCAGCCUGCACUCGGCCUCCAGCUGCGCCGACCAGGACUACGACUACCUCGGCGACUGGGGGCCCAGGUUCCGCAAGUUGGCCGACCUCUACGGCGGCGGCGACGAUUGAAGGUUGGACCGCGCCCAAACCGACCCCGACCAGGAGGGACGCUCUCACUGGGGAUGCUUUUUGGUGUGAGGCAAAUAGGCGCCAGGUGGCGGCGGCGCAGACUUCCACUUGAAUCUCACAAGAACACUGAGGUCAAACGUGCCUUUCUGUACAUUCAUUUUGGCUUGCGCUGGUUCUAAUCGGUCGAUUUGGAGCAGGGGUACCAAAGUGCAGCCCACUGCUCACUGGUGGCCCGCCCCCAACCAUCAAGUCAUCAAGAGUCGUGUAAUAAAUUCAACUGUUUUUUUUUUCAAUGUCCUCAAUAAUCAUUUGUUUAUUGUAAAUAGUGGGAUACGUACUGGCAAAAUAAUAGUUAAAUAUUUAUUAAAUUGAAUAAUUGGUUCAUUCAUUGUUUUUACAAGAGUAAAAAAUCAAAUGAAUUUAUUUUUAAUUUUUCCCCUUUUUUCAUUCCUUUUUUUCAAAUUCAUUUCUUGGUAUAAGUAAACAAUUUUACGCACUUACACAUUGAAAUAAACUAUUACAUUAACAAUAAAUUAUAAAAACUGCGGAAAAACCUGUCAACUUUCUUUAAGAAUUAAAUUAAUAAAUUCAAAAACAAUACAAUGAAAUAUCUUUAAAAUGUCAGCAUUUGUUGAUAUUGAGAAAAAAAACAUUUUUCAAUAUUAACUUAAAUUGCAUUUUAAAUCUAGCGAUAUUAAUCCAACGAUAAUUUGUAAAGUGUUUGAUUGAAAAUGAAGUUAAAUCAUUUCAUGAACUUUUUUUUAACACCAAUCAGUUUGUUGGUGGCAAAGACAGAGCGAAACACUGGACUUACAGUGUCACUGCCGAUGUGUGCGAUAGCUCCAAAUUUGUCAUUACAUUUGUCAAAUCAUCAUUGUUAUUUUAUUUUGGGCGAGAAGACAUGUACAGUAAACGCCAACCUCUUUUAGUCGUUCACAAAGUAUAACAUGCAGCCAUUGGCCACCAGAGGGAGUCGUCGGCUCUGUAGCGCACAAGUUAGCCAACGGCGGACGGACGCCGAAGCUGAAGCGAAGCUUUGCUUUUUUUUGUCAUGGCCUCGUUGCUGUCUUCUCACUAUAAACUGUACAGAUCGGACUUUUUGCUUUUUGUUAUGUCUCUCUGGUUGUUGGAUAGCUAUCGCAACUCUUGUAUAUGUUCUUUGGAUUACACAUUAAAAUGUUUUUGCAUGUUUACAGCUUUUCA